This is a messenger RNA of Lolium rigidum, 1331 nucleotides long. RefSeq lists its product as uncharacterized. The transcript has 3 exons. Bases 30 to 998 code for a protein of 322 amino acids. NCBI's taxonomy places the organism in Eukaryota, Viridiplantae, Streptophyta, Magnoliopsida, Poales, Poaceae. The record is from RefSeq and is a predicted model, not a curated record.
CCCUGGAACUCCCCACCGCCCUCUUCGGCAUGCCCGCUCUCACCCGCCUCUACCUCGGUCUCUUCAAGUUCCCCGACACGGCCGGCCUCCCGCGCACGGUGAACUUCCCCAACCUCCGUGAGCUCGGCCUCUGCAGUGUCGUCAUCUUCAGCAAAGACAUGGACUUCGUGCUCACCAGGAGCCCCGCGCUGGAGAUCCUGUGUAUCCAAGCCAGUUUGCUCACCGAGCGCCUCUGCAUCGUCAGCCGCAGCCUCCGGUGCGUGCAGGUCGUCGCAGCCACCGAUCUGGACAUCCUCCUGGCGUAUGCGCCGCACCUCGAGCGUCUCAUUAUCUGGUCAGUGUUGGCCAACGAAAGAUCAAACAUGACGAUCAAGAUUGCGCCUGCUCCCGCGCUAAGCAUACUUGGCUACUUGGAGCCGGAAUUCUACACGCUGGAGGUCGGCAACACCGUCAUCAAGGCUGAGACAAGGGCGAGUCCAACCACCAUGGUCCCAACUGUGAAGAUCCUUGGCUUAAGAGUGCGUUUCGGCAUUGGCGACGAUGUGAAGCUGCUGCCUGCCUUUCUCAGAUGUUUUCCCGCUGUUGAGAGGCUGCAUAUUGAGUCCAAGAAAACUGCUGAGCCCACUGGCAACUUCAACCUCGAGUUCUGGAAGGAGGCCGGUGCCAUCGAAUGUGUCCAAUCACACAUUAAGCUGAUGAUCUUCCAUAAUUUUCAUGGGGAUCAGAGUGAGCUUUCCUUCCUCCAGUUCAUCCUGGAGAGUGCGCCGAUGCUGACGAAGCUGGUGAUUGUGUAUCCCAAACGAACCUUCAAAUCGAUGACAGAGGCCAACUCCAAAUUAGAGCCUUUGUUUGCUGCAAAAUGGGCCAGUACAUGCUGCUCACUUCUGCUGACUGAGGGAGCGUAUGCUGAAGGAAAAGAACCAUCUGAGUUACAGAACUUUAAAAGAGGAUCUAAUUUCUCUGUGAGGGACCCUUUCGCCUUCAUCGUCCGAGCUUAGUUUCCAUGGAAAUGGUUAGUACUCUGUUGAAGUAUCUACAUGAAAGGCUCUGUUUUGUUCGUUCAGUGUUCCUUGAAGACCAGUAGGGUAUCUUGAUUCUAAUAGGAUGACUGCACUGUAGUGUUGAUGAGAUAUGAACUACUUCAUUCUAUGUCCCCUGUGCCCCCUUUUUUUUACCAUGUAGCUUUGUCCUAAUGUUAUCAUGUUACAUCACACAACUCCUGCUAAAAAUGAGGCUAGCUUGAUGAUGGUGGGCCGUGAGAUACAGAUAUUUGAGCUUUAUUAUGUGUUGCAUACUAUUACCUAUUUCCUUUAUAGCAUCUUUAUGAUAUA